UCCAUCCAGACCGUAUACCGACCACUCCCCACUUCUAUCUCUCCACAUACCCACAAGAAUCUUUCACUUCCCACCAUAUAAACAACACCCACCUUCAUCUCCAUCAUUGCAUGCAUCUUUAUCUUCAUUUUCAUUUCUUCAAAUAUGAACAAAAUCAGAGGUUUUAGAAUUAGACACAAGUUCGUAAAGCUCGUCAAAUGGGGACUUCACCGGAGACGAAAAGAAUCCAAUUACAUAAGGCUGAACCCACCCAAUAAUUACACAGUCAAAGCCAUGUCGAAGCUCUACGGAUUCGCUCGCUCAUUGAAGAAAAGCGCCAAAGAUAUCUGCUUACGAAAGUCUGGUUCCAGUUACAAUCGGAUCGGAGAAGAAGAACUGAACCCAGUUCCAAAAGGGCACUUGGCUGUGUACGUUGGUGAAAAAGAAGACGAUGCGCAUAGGGUUUUGAUGCCUGUGAUUUACUUUAAUCAUCCGUUAUUUGGUGAGUUGUUAAGAGAAGCUGAAAAGGUUUAUGGGUUUAAUUAUGAUGGUGGGAUUCAUGUACCCUGCCGGAUUUCGGAGUUCCAGAACGUACAGACCAAGAUUAACGCCGCCGGGGGUUGUGGUGGCUGCGAUGGAUUCCGUGCACGACGGAGCUGGCGGCUUACUUUAUGAUUGGAUUUGAUGGUGUGAAUGUGUUUAAAACCCAAUCUCUGAGUGUGAUUUGUGGUUUGCUAAAUUCGAUUGUUUUCUACUGUUUUCAACUCUUUUUUAGAUUUUCUUUUUUGCCACUUGUAAAUAUAUUCUGAAUUUUGUUUUUCAUUUCAUAGAGAUAGAAUAAUACUCACCAAGUGUUGUUGUAGUGGAAAAUAUGAAAUAGAUAACAUUAUACUUCCUCACUUAA
This is a messenger RNA of Lactuca sativa (garden lettuce), 883 nucleotides long. Its product is annotated as auxin-responsive protein SAUR36. The record is from RefSeq and is a predicted model, not a curated record. Gene Ontology annotation, biological process: response to auxin. NCBI's taxonomy places the organism in Eukaryota, Viridiplantae, Streptophyta, Magnoliopsida, Asterales, Asteraceae.